AUGAUUUUUGAGAAUGCUAUAGAGUUUCGGAAAGCAUUAGCAAAUUAUGCAAUUGAGUACAAGGUGCAGAUUAAAUUGAGACCAAAUGAACCACAUAGGGUGAGGGCUAAGUGUAAAUCAAAGAGAUGCAAAUGGGUGUGUUAUGCUUGUAUUGAUAGAGAUUCAGGUGAUUUUAAAGUAAAUAACUACUACCCAGUACACAAAUGUGAUACUUCAAACAAGAAUAAGUUAUGCACUUCAAAGUUUGUUGCAAAGAAAUUCAAAGAUGAAAUAACUAAGCAACCCCACAAAAGGAUAUGGGAAAUACAGGAGUUGUGUAGGGACAAGCUAGGAUUGUAUGUUGGCAAGACAAUUUGUUAUAGGGCUAAGUUGCGUGUUUUCAGAGAGUCCAUGAGUGAUUGGAAUAUGGAGUUUGCAAGGUUAUGUGAUUAUGCUGAUAUGAUAAAACAGACCAAUCCUGGUAGCUCAUGUUGGAAAGGUUGGUUAGAAGGAUGUAGGAGAAUCAUAGGUUUUAAUGGUUGUUUCUUAAAGGGUGCUUGUAAAGGUGAGCUCCUAGUUAUUGUUGACAAGAAUGGAAAUCAACAAAUGUUUCCUAUAGCAUGGGCAGUUGUGGACCAUGAGACAAAACAUAGCUGGAGUUUUUUCAUCAACUACUUGAAAGAUGAUUUGCAAUUGGGAACUGGAGAAGGAUUGACUGUGAUGGAAGAUAUGCAAAAGGGAUUUGCUGCAGCUUUGAAUGAAGUUUUACCUAAUGCUGAAUUUAGGAUGUGUGCCAGGCAUAUCUGGUCUAAUUGGCAUAAGAAAUGGAAAGAAGAGGAAAAGAGAAAAUAA
Nicotiana tabacum (common tobacco) is the source of this 831-nucleotide messenger RNA. RefSeq lists its product as uncharacterized. The record is from RefSeq and is a predicted model, not a curated record. Gene Ontology annotation, biological process: DNA transposition. NCBI's taxonomy places the organism in Eukaryota, Viridiplantae, Streptophyta, Magnoliopsida, Solanales, Solanaceae. Gene Ontology annotation, molecular function: DNA binding; transposase activity.